CAUGGGAUUACUAGUUCAAAGGGAUAGUUACAAGCCUCUAACCAAGAACUCAAGUAAAUCAAAUCCUCUUUUUCCAAAGGGCCAAACAAAACACUGCCUUGUUUUCCAUUUUAUAUUCUCUUCAAAUCAUCGGAUCCAAACGGGCUGCUUCAAUCUGAUAUUUCUUCUAAGUUCAGUGACAGAACAAGAAAAAAAUGGAGAUCAGAGCGAGCGAAGACAUCAGCAUAGGCCAAGAUCUAACCCCUCCACUGGCUCCCCUCGCUUUCUCACUCCACUCCUCCUCCCUCCUCUCUCACUGCUCCGCCUGCUUCUCUCCUCUCUCUCCUCCUCCCCACCUUCCAUUCCCCAACCCCUCCUCCUCCUCCUCCUCCUCCUCCUCCGUCCUCUACUGCUCCCCACAAUGCUCCGAGGCCGACUCCGAUCUCCACCUCUCCAGCGCCGAGCACCACCUCCUCUGCUGCCACUUCCACGGCGGCUGCGACACCUCCGACCUCCGCGCCGCCCUCCGCCUCAUCCGCCGCUUCGAGCUCCUCAACCUUAUUUCCCGCCAAAACUACCAGUUUGAGAGAAUUGGCGGUUUGAUGAGCAAUCGCGAUAAAUUGAUGUCUUCCCUGAACGAAGAAGAAGACGGCGACGUUUUGGCGAGGAUUAAGGAUGGCGCGAAGGCCAUGGCGAUGGCGAGAAGGAUGCGAGACGGUUUGGCUUUAGAAUGCUCGGGGUUAGGGGAGUGUGUAUUGGAAGAGGUGGUGUUGUGUGUGGUGUUAACGAACGCCGUGGAGGUUCAGAUUAGCGGAGGAGGUCCCGCCGUUGGGAUUGCUGUGUACGAUACGACAUUUUCGUGGAUCAAUCACAGCUGCUCCCCCAAUGCUUGUUACUGGUUUUUGCAGCAGAAUGAGUGUUCCGGUGGCGCGUCAUGGUCGCGCAUUGUUCCUGCCAGCAGUGAUGGAAUUGAAGAAAUGGGAAAUGGUAACAAAUGUGAAUCAACAAAAGUGAGAGCUAAGGAAUAUGGUCCCAGAAUAAUUGUUGGAAGUAUCAAGGCGAUUAACAAGGGUGAGGAGGUAUCUGUUGCUUACACUGACUUGUUGCAACCUAAGGCGAUGAGGCAGUCAGAGUUAUGGUUGAAGUAUCGCUUUUCUUGUUCCUGUCAGCGAUGUAAUGCAUGGCCCCCAACUUAUGUGGAUCAUACUUUGCAGGAAAUUUCUGCUGUCAAUUGCAAUUGUGCCAACUUGAGUUCUGAUCACAACUACUACAGAUACGAGGCCAUUACAAGGUUGACUGACAAUGUAGAUGAUGCCAUAACUGAAUAUUUGACAUUUGGUAAUCCCAAAUCUUGCUGUGAGAAGCUUGAGAACUUGCUUACUCAUGGUCUCCUUGAUGGGCAGUUUGAAUCAAAAGAAGAAAAAUCAAAGAAACAAUUUUGGUUGCAUCCCCUCCACCAUCUCUCUUUGAGUGCCUACACCACACUGGCAUCUGCCUACAAAACCCGUGCAAGUGAUUUGUUGGCAGUGGAUCCUGAAAUGGACAAACUUCAGCUGGAAGCUUUUGAUAUGAGUAGAACUAGUGCAGCAUACUCCUUUUUGCUUGCAGGUGCUACCCAUCAUCUAUUUCUGUCUGAAUCUUCUCUAGUUACAUCUGUUGCAAAUUUCUGGACAAGUGCUGGGGAGUCCUUACUAAAUGUUGCUAGAAGCUCUGUGUGGAAAUUGUUAGCAAAACGGGGGUUAACUAUUGCAGAGCUUCCACAUUUCCCUGGUUAUAAAUGCUGUAACUGUGCAUUGGUGAAUAUGUUUGAAACAAACUUUGCUUUUAAUCAAGCUCGAAAUGUAGUGUUUGAGGACAUAUCAAGGGAGUUUCUUAAUUGUAUCACGAGUAUAACGCCGAAGGUCUGGACCUUUCUGAUACAGCGGGGCUGUUACUUAAAAAUAAUUGAAGAUCCCAUUGAUUUCAGAUGGGUUGGGACUAUGAUGUCUUUCAGAAUGCUGGAUUGUGAAUUAGGUGAGGCAGAUGCAAAAAGUAGUGUUUCAGGAGGUGAAGCAUGUGUAUGUAUAAAACCAGAAAAUAUAAAUCUCUUUCAGCUUGGUGUCCAUUGCAUACUAUAUGGGGGUUUUUUAUCAAGCAUUUGUUGUGGAAAAGAAUCUCAUUUGGCUUGCGACAUUCAGAACCUUUCAUAUGGUUAAAUCAAAAUGAUUUAUUUUGUUCAUCUAACAAAUGAAGAUGGAAACGUACAUGUUUUCAUGCCCUGCCCCGGUGCCCAUGGCCUGAGCAGUGGAAGAAUCAAUCAAGGUUUGCAAAUGAUGCCGAGAAUGAAUCUUUAUUAGCGGAAUUGAAUCAUAAUUAGCAGUAGAUUUGGAGGAAGAGUCUCUACUGGCUGCGGACGUGGCAAUGCUAUACCAUCCGGGCUUGGGUUUGUAUUGCAAGUAAGUUUAUUUGUUGUUUCUUUAAAUAUAUUACCAAAUAGAGAUGCAUCUAUAUUAAGUUUAUGCAACCGAAUCAGUGCUAUUUAUAAUGAAUAGCAUAUACACCCAUCCUGUCUGCAAUUAACAUCUCUUGAAGGCCAUCCAGAGCUGCUGUACCCACCCAAUACUAAUAAGGGGUAUAUAAUCGUAUUUAACAAAAAAAAUAAAAAUAAAAAACUAGGAUCAAACUGAUCAUCCUCAAUCCACUUAUUAUUUUGUAGCAGCCAUGCAUGAGGAGACGAUUUCAAAAAUGAUGUUUUUCAAAAAAAUAUUUGUGAAAAGCGUUUUUGCUGAAAAAAUAUGUUUCACCAUAAUUGCAUGUUAAAAAGAGUAAUGCUGUACUAAUAAAAUUUUCUUACUAAAUUUAUAAUUUGUUGUGUCAAUCGAGUUUAUCCUAUCAUUAAAUUUUAGAGGGUUCAUUUCAAAUAUCAAUACUUUGUUAUUGCAUGUGAUAUCAACUUGUAAGAAAAAAUUGUCCUCUAAUUUUAUUUUAUUUUUAUAUAAUGUAUUUGCUUACAAUGUAGAUGGGGUGAACUAAUUUAGAGAAGUCAAUAAUGUUAUGAUAACUACAAUUACAAAUAAUCGCAGGGGGUUAGCCAAGUGGGUGUAGCGUGGGGUCUAGAGGUGUGCUCUGUGGGCAUUUUGAAUGGGUCACAGGGUUUUUGGGUUCUUGAGAGAGAAAAUACGUAAGUAACGUUUCAGAAGAGAGGUGUGUAUUGUAUUUAUUAUUGUCUUUUAUGGUAAUUUUACAUAAGGUGUGUAUCAUAGCCAUUUGUCCUUUAUGAUCAUUUUACAUUAGGUUAAUAUUGUAAUAAAAAAUAAACUAAUUAAUGAUCUGUCUUGAGAUGAAACAUGGUGUGUAAAUAGAGGCACCCGAUGUCACGGCCUCAAAAUUUUUAAAAGACUAUAUUACCCUCAUCUUUACAAACCCUCAUCCUAUUCUAACAACUCUGUACUUUCUUUCCUCUUUUAUAUUCUCCCAUUAUCUUCUCUCUAUGCUUAACUCUCAUCCAUCUCCUCCCUCACAAAGCAACUACCACAAACACCAAGGUUAUCUUCGGAGACUAUCACCUAUCAUCACCGACUACCAUCUGCAACAACCACCAAGCCACAAAAGAUCAUUUUCGUAGCCACCGCAUGCAUCCGCUACCCUAUGGAGAGAUCCUCCGCGGAAACCAUCAUCUCUGGGCCAGGCUCGUCUGUAAAUGGAUCAUGGCUAUGAUCCCUUGAAACCCAAAUCUCAGUCAUCACCCAUCUUAAAAAUCUCUACACCACCACGACACCGUCUCUCCAUCUUUGCUCUCAUCACCAUCACCAUUCAUUCUCUCUCUCUCUCUAUCUCUCUCUCUCUCUCUAUAUAUAUAUAAUUUUGGGUUUUGAUUUGAGAUUUUAUUUGGAGUAUUUGAAAGGCAUUGAAAAGUGCUUGGAUUGAAACCCAGUUUGAUGAUAUUGGAUUCCACAGCAUUCACUAGAUAAACUCCUAAUGUGUUGUUGCUGUUUUGAAUUUUAUUAAAGAAUUCAUUAAUUGAGCUUCUCUAAUUUUGGGUAACAACAUAACACUGGUUCAACAAGCACAUUGGGUCAAAAAGCAUGCUCGCAUGGAUUGAUAAUAAGGCUUAUGUAAAAUAAAUAAAUAAAGAAGAAUGAUAUUAUUUAGAAAUUGCUAUACCUGAUUUUCUUUGUUUGUGUUUUUGAUUUUAUUUAUUUAUUGUUUGAUUGAUCAUACGGCUCAGGAUUUUAUAUAUUAUUGUUUGGGGGUAACUGGUGGAGGUGCAUACCAAGUGUUUGAAGUAAUUCCUAAAGGCAAUUGUAUGGAUUUUUGUUUUGUUUUUUGGGAGCUGAAUUAUAUUACUAUCUAGGGUUUGGCAACGAGUCGGACGAAUUGUGGUGGUUGGUGGUAGGGGGUGAGGUUGUUGUAAGAGUAUAAAAUAUUGUAGUGAUGUGUAGUGGCCAGUUGUUAUGGGUUGAGAGGGUUGCAAGAUUAGGUUCUUAUUCACAGUAGUGGCCAGUUGUUAUGGUUGAGGGGUUGCAAGAUUAAAUUUUUAUUCAUAAUAUUGAUGAUCUCUGUCAAUACAUCCAUGAAAGCAAUCUCAACAUUUGUUUUACAUCAGAUUGUGGUGCAAUACAAAGGAGAUGACAUGAAAGGGUAAUAUAGUCAUUUUAAUUUUUCUGUUAAGAUGUUAGUGGGAGCAUCUAUUUACACACACCAAAUACUCUCUUUGCACAUCCUUCUCACUACACACACCAAAAAAAUUAAUUCCUAAUUAGUUUACUCACUACACACACGGUUCAUUCCAUAUCUACCCUCAUACACACACACACCCCCGACCCCAAACCCAGCUCUCCCAACAGUGCAAAUACACACACCUAUUGAAGCUGAAGCUACAUCUUCAACCUUGAGGAUAUACACACCCAUUGAAGCUUACCGUAUGCAAAUACAUUGAAGCAUUCCAUCACAUAGAAGCUUACCGUGUGCAACCCAAGUGUGCAAAUACAUUGAAGCAUUUCAUCCACGAAGCUGCAUCUCGUUGAAGCAUUCCAUCACAUUUUCAAUCUUCAUUAGAAGGCAAAUCCUCCAUAACAAUGAUGAAUAAGGAAGAAGCUACGAAUGAGGAAGGUUGAAGCUACGAAUGAGGAAGGUUGAGAAGCUACGAACUUGGAACUUAAUGGAAGAAGCUGAACUUUGAGCUUAACGAGUGAGUGCUUUCACUUCUAGCUCAAUGGAAGCAGCUGAACUUCGAGCUUAAUGAAUGAGUGCAUUCACUUCUACCUCAAUGGAAGAAGCUGAACUUGGAGCUUUAACGUGAAGUCUGGAUGUGUGCAUUGAGACUUUUGAAUUGGGUAGAUGUCUAAAAUAGUAAUUUCACUUAGGGAUAAAAUUGUAAUAAAAUUAAAUAUUAUUAAGUGUGUGUAUAGAGGGGAUUAGGUGUGUGUAGAUAGAAGCUCUCGAUGUUAGUCAACAAAUUCUGAUUAAGAGAGUAUUGUAAUUAGAGUAUUGUAAUUUCUGAAAUCUCAAGAGAAAGUCUGUAUUAAUAACAAACCUCAAGGGGGUGUGGGUGUAAUUUAUCCUUUUUUAAA
Molecule: messenger RNA, 5531 nt
Organism: Camellia sinensis
Lineage: Eukaryota; Viridiplantae; Streptophyta; Magnoliopsida; Ericales; Theaceae
Source: RefSeq, a predicted model, not a curated record